AUGGGUGCUCGAUAUUGCACAGUGCAUAAUGAGGGGCUUUCAAACGUCCCAUCUGUAACCAUCUCCGCUCGUACAUCGGUAAGCACAAAACACCUCCCCUUCAACCCCCGCAUAAACCUACCCACAUCCAACCCUCCAUUCGUAUACCGGCACUCCUUCGAUUUUACCCCCACCGUCCCAACCAAUAAAACACCCACCUACCAACCUCCCAUUCAUGCCCCGCAUAAACCCUCCCACAUCCAACCCCUCCGUUCGUAUACCGGCAAACAGUGCGCAAUCAUUUGGCAAUCACAAAACACGCACCCAUCCACCUACCCACCUCCCAUUCAACUCCCCAUAAACCCUGCCAUACCCAACCCUCCAUUCGUAUACCGGAAUGCUUGCAACUGCGCAAUCACAAAACACACACCCAUCCACUUCCCAUUCAAGUUCCGUGUAAGCCCUUACACAUCCAAACCUCCGUUCGUAUACCGGCAGUUCGAGGAAUAUAUGUCUCAGGUUGCAUCUGGAACAGGCAUAUCGACUAUCACCUACAGAGGUAUGAUUCAAGUCUUCGUUCAACUCCCCACAUCUAACCCUCCGUUCGUGUACCGGCACCUGCACAAAGACUGGGUUCGACUCCCAGAUGGAGAAUGGUGCUCUCGAUCUUCGGAUGAUAUACUAACUUUUGGAGGCAUGUUGAACGAGAUCAUCUCUAGACCCAAAAAUCUUCAUUUAUUCAACCUCACAAAAAUCCUCCUACAUCCUGCCCUCUAG
Messenger RNA from Laccaria bicolor S238N-H82, 756 nucleotides. RefSeq lists its product as uncharacterized. Lineage: Eukaryota; Fungi; Basidiomycota; Agaricomycetes; Agaricales; Hydnangiaceae. The transcript has 12 exons. The coding region runs from base 1 to 756 and encodes 251 amino acids. The record is from RefSeq and is a predicted model, not a curated record.